GUACUAGUAGUAGUAGUACGGUGAAUGCGAAAUAGCCUAGGUACUAGGCGCCUAGUACUAGGUACGUCUGUUUAGGCCAGACUAUCCCAGCAGUGACCUUUUUAGCCUAACCUUUUACUAACUUGGUGAUAACGUAGGCCGCCAAUCUAGGAGAAUCGACAUUUGACGGAGUAGUUACUGGUAUAACCUACAAAAUGCGGGCCAUAAUAUUACUACUGGUGGCGACCCUAGGGUGCAUCAGUUGGGCAUCGCAGGAGUGCAGAAAUAUGGUAUCCUGCUCAGCUUGCAUUCAGACUCCCAAUUGUAUGUGGUGUGGAAAAUCUGUAAACUUCACUGACGAUGGUGGAAAAGAACUUCCGAGGUGUAUUAAACGAACAGAUGAUAUUGCCUCCAGGUGGCGAAGUGCUUGUGGUGCUGAAGCCAAUAUUCACGAACCUGGGAACUACUUUGAAUUAGUUACCAAUGAAGAAUUAACUGCUGCUGGUGUUUUAGCAGGGUCUGGAGAAGGAGGUCUUUUGGCAUCUGGUGACGUAGUCCAGAUCCAACCACAACGCGUUGCCAUGACUCUGCGAGUUCAGGAAGCUCUCAGCAUGCAGGUGACUUUCCGCCAAGCUGAAGAUUACCCAGUGGACCUGUAUUACCUUAUGGAUCUAUCAAAAUCUAUGGAGGAUGACAAAGAAUCUCUGUCCAAACUCGGAACACUCCUAGCUGAGGAAAUGCAGAAAAUUACUAGGAAUUUCCGUCUGGGAUUUGGCUCAUUUGUUGACAAAGUUGUUAUGCCUUAUGUAAGCACAGUCCCGGAAAAGUUGGAACGACCAUGCAAGGAAUGUGCUGCACCAUAUGGUUUCAGGAAUGCUUUGCCUCUUACUACCAACGCUCAAGCUUUUGCUGAUGAAGUGCAGAAGGCACCUGUCUCAGGAAACUUAGAUGCGCCAGAGGGUGGGUUUGAUGCCAUUAUGCAAGCUGUAGUAUGUCAAGACAAGAUUAGGUGGAGAGAAGAAGCCCGAAGACUGUUGGUGUUUUCAACUGAUGCAGGAUUCCACUAUGCUGGAGAUGGAAAGCUUGGUGGUAUAGUAAAACCUAAUGAUGGAGAAUGUCAUCUAGAUCUUAGUGGUGAAUACACACAUUCUACACUCCAAGACUAUCCAUCUGUAGCUCAGAUCAACCAAGUUGCAAAACAACACAAAAUGAACAUAAUUUUUGCUGUAACAGCUGAGCAGACAUCUGUGUACUCCAGGCUUUCCCAUAUGAUUGAGGGGUCCAGUUUUGGAGAACUAACUGCAAAUUCAUCUAAUGUUGUUGAACUGGUUAAAGGGGAGUACAAUAAAAUCACCAGUAAAGUAGAGUUGAAGCAUGAUGCAACAGAUCCUGUUUCUAUACGAUUCUUCUCUAAAUGUAAGGGGGCCACAGAAAAGGAAACGCAUAUUUGUCAAGGGCUUCGUGUUGGUGAUCAGGUUGACUUCCGUGUAGAAGUUAAACUAUCAAAAUGUCCAGAGGAUAGGAGUGAUUGGAGACAGCUUAUUAGUAUAUACCCUGUUGGUCUUCGUGAAAAGCUUAUUAUAGAUCUCGAGAUGCUGUGUGACUGUGAUUGUGAGAGGCCUGGAAAUGAGGGUUACAUCCCAAGUGCUGAAGAAUGUAAUUUCCAUGGUACAUACCAGUGUGGUAUCUGUAAAUGUGAUGUGAACUACUUUGGGCGUAACUGUGAGUGUGAUGCUAGUACUCCAUGGGGAACUGGAACCUUUGAUGACUCCACUUGCCGUGAACCAAAUAGUUCAUCCAUAUGUAGUGGCAGAGGCACCUGCCACUGUGGUGUGUGUCAGUGCAAUGUGAGGGAUAAUGUUGAUGAGGUUGUUGAUGGAAAGUAUUGUGAGUGCACAAACUUUUUAUGUGAACGUCACAAUGGAUUGCUUUGUGCUGGGCCUGAUCAUGGAGAAUGUGUGUGCAAUAAAUGUGAUUGCAAACCUGGGUGGAAGGGACCUGCUUGCACUUGCGAAGACAGCAUAGACAAUUGCAUUAAUCCAGAUGGUAACACCAUUUGCUCUGGUAAUGGAGUGUGUGAAUGUAACCAGUGCAAGUGUAAUGAAACAGAAGAUGGGCGAUACUCUGGCAAAUGGUGUGAAGAUUGUCCGCUAUGUGGCACAGAACAUAGGUGUCUUGACUUUAAGGACUGUGUGCAGUGUCGCGUUUAUGAAACUGGACCCUUGGCUGGUGAUGCAGAAGCAUGUGCCGAAUGUUCUGUCCUCUAUGGUAGCAUUGAGAAAGAUCGAGUGGUGGCAAACUAUUCUGUCAGAGUGGGGGAUUGGGUGAAAGUCGAAGCUGAAGGAGAACGAAUAUGUACAUUCUUCGAUGAGAAUGAUUGCCGAUUCACUUUUGUUUAUGGCUAUGAUGAAAAUAAGGAUCCAGUUGUUCGUGUGCAACAGACACUUGAGUGUCCUCCCAAGUUAGAUAUUCUGGGUAUUGUACUUGGUGUCAUUGGUGCUAUAGUAGCAGUUGGGUUAGCUCUUCUUUUGAUGUGGAAGAUCCUCACAACAAUUCACGAUCGACGGGAGUUUGCCCGAUUCGAAAAGGAGCGUAUGAUGGCACGAUGGGAUACAGGAGAAAACCCCAUCUACAAACAAGCUACAUCAACAUUCAAGAAUCCUAUAUAUAAUGGAGGGAAGUAAGGUAUUCACUAAAAUCUCACCUCUUAAUAUUAUUAAUAUCCUUGAAAAAAGUUGCAGUUGUGUGGCAACAAAGUUGGUGUAUGUUUCUCUAAUAUUUGAAGUAGGUACUAAAUCCAUGUUUUACAAUUUGUAUCUCAAUUUAUAGGGAUAUAAGAGCAGGCUUGAUAUGUAUUCCAGUUAUUCAUAUAGAAAGGGUAAUAGUAUAUGAUGAAAAAAUGUAACACAUUUAGGGAAUGACAAAAAUGUAAGUUUUUAAGAUAAAGUGUUUAUAUUGUCAAGAAUCUAAUUAUAGUAAUAUUUUGUGAAAAGUGUAUGGUAAUGAUAAGUAAGGCUUGCUGGUAUGUAUUCCAGUGUCUAUGUGCCAAUGCUAAGUAGAUAUUUUUUCUUAUUCAGUGCGUAGAUAUACAUUGUAUAUAGUUGUGGUGCUUAUUCAGUAUGAUAUUUUUAUGUUAUGAUAAUGUUGAGUCAUUUAAUGUGCUACUAAACAAAAUGUGUAGUGUAGGGUCAUAAUUAUUGAAAGAAGAAGAAAACAGUUUAAGCAUUAAAGGCACUGCUAUGAAGCAAGCAUUAGCUAUUCAACAGGAAAUUUUGUGGGAGUUGAAAUUAAAUGAUUUAGAGAGUUAUUGAUUUAACUUACAUUCAGUAAACAAUCUUUUAUUCAGCUUUUGUGAAUUGUGAUACCAUGUGUUUUUGUAGUAUAUACAAUAUGUACUCUGUUAACUGGGUUGCUAUCUCAUUUACAAAAAUAUACUAAAAUCUACAAGUUUUAUAGAGUAUUAGUUAAUUGUAUAUUUAGGGUGUGCAUAGACAGAUUUCAGAGAUCUUUGUUUUAGUCUGUUGAUCUGUUUGUUAUUGUCAUACAUUUUUACUGAAGUAAUUUUUUUUUAAUUUUUGUUCAGUCCAAAAAUAGGAAAUAGUAAUAUUUGGUGCUAAGUAUAUUGGGCAGCUUGCAGAAAGCACUAUGUAAGUGUUUUUGUUUCUGUCUAAGCUAUUUCCCUGCAGAUAUGGAAUUAAAAUAUGAUUGUUAAAACAGAGCUGAAGUAACACAAAAGUACAGUUUUGUCUUUUUCUCAGAGAAUAAAGGUCAAAGUUUCAGUUAUUUUAUGCUUGAUGGUAGGAGGUCCUUUUCAUUUACAAGUUGUAAUUUUACUACUGUAUUUUAAUAUUUGUGAAGUCAUUUUUACACCAAAAAAUAUUGUAGUAGUAUUAACAAAGCUUUAAUAGCUGAGUGUUUUAAAUUAUAUGUGAAAUUAGUUGAUAAUGUAAUUAAACAAUUUUACUGUUAUUUUUUUAAGACAGGAUUGUCCUUAAGGCAACAUACUUCGAUAAUGUUUUUUUUGUUAUCCUAAUAAUGUGCCUUGGAAAUACUAAUUGUUUGAGUGCCUCACUAAACCUUUUACACAAUUUUAAAUGGCCAAGUGUGUUAGUUGAGAGGAUGUAAGUAUUAAAUCAAGAUCCAAAUUUCAAGAUCCUUGCACUCUUAAUCUUUUUAAUCUAGUAAAUUUUAGUUGGAUAUUUUGCGAAAAGUUACGUGCAUAUAAAAUAUUUUGGAAUGUAUGCAAUUAAUUUUUUUU
Messenger RNA from Macrobrachium nipponense, 4237 nucleotides. RefSeq names its product integrin beta-PS-like (gene mys). The record is from RefSeq and is a predicted model, not a curated record. The transcript is spliced from 17 exons. NCBI's taxonomy places the organism in Eukaryota, Metazoa, Arthropoda, Malacostraca, Decapoda, Palaemonidae. Gene Ontology annotation, molecular function: integrin binding. Gene Ontology annotation, cellular component: cell surface; focal adhesion; integrin complex. Bases 195 to 2663 code for a protein of 822 amino acids. Gene Ontology annotation, biological process: cell-matrix adhesion; integrin-mediated signaling pathway; cell migration.